Molecule: messenger RNA, 2436 nt
Organism: Dermacentor andersoni
Lineage: Eukaryota; Metazoa; Arthropoda; Arachnida; Ixodida; Ixodidae
Product: heat shock protein HSP 90-alpha-like
Biological process (GO): protein folding
Molecular function (GO): ATP hydrolysis activity; ATP binding; ATP-dependent protein folding chaperone
Source: RefSeq, a predicted model, not a curated record
AACAUUCUCUCGUCCCCAAAAAGCCGGUUGACGGCGGCGUGCACGUUUGUUCGUCAUUCAUCGAUUUAGUGUCAGCCUUGCUUUGUUUCGGAGCCAAGCGGCGGUUUCAGGUGACGCAUUCUCGUCAAAAUGCCCGAGGAAACGCGCAUAGAUGACUCCGGGGAGGUGGAGACCUUCGCCUUCCAGGCGGAGAUCGCCCAGUUGAUGAGCCUGAUCAUCAACACCUUCUACUCGAACAAAGAGAUCUUCGUGCGUGAAUUGAUAUCCAACUCUUCGGAUGCCCUGGACAAGAUACGCUACGAGUCGCUUACGGACCCGAGCAAGCUCGAUGCCCAGAAGGAGCUUUUCAUCAAGAUUGUCCCCAACCGUGAUGACCGCACCUUGACGAUUAUCGACACCGGCAUCGGCAUGACUAAGGCGGACCUGAUAAACAACCUGGGUACCAUCGCCAAGUCUGGCACAAAGGCGUUCAUGGAGGCGCUGCAGGCCGGCGCCGACAUCAGCAUGAUCGGCCAGUUCGGCGUAGGCUUCUACUCGGCCUACCUCGUCGCCGACAAGGUGACCGUCACCUCUAAGCACAACGACGACGAGCAGUACACUUGGGAGUCGUCGGCCGGCGGUUCGUUCACCAUUCGCACCGACAACAGCGAGCCCCUCGGACGCGGGACCAAGAUCGUGCUCCACCUGAAGGAGGACCAGAUGGAGUACCUGGAGGAGAGGCGUAUUAAGGACGUCGUCAAGAAACACUCGCAGUUCAUCGGCUACCCGAUCCGCCUGUUGGUGCAGAAGGAACGCGAGAAGGAAGUCUCCGACGACGAAGAGGAAGAAAAGGAGAAAGAGGAAAAGACUGAGGACGAGAAGCCCGACGAGGAGGGCAAGCCCAAAAUCGAGGACGUCGAGGAUGACGACGAGUCGGCCGACAAGGACAAGAAAAAGAAGAAAAAGAUCAAGGAGAAGUACUCCGAGGAUGAGGAACUGAACAAGACGAAGCCGAUCUGGAUGCGCAACCCCGACGACAUCUCGCAGGAGGAGUACGGAGAGUUCUACAAGUCUCUGACCAACGACUGGGAGGACCACUUGGCUGUGAAGCACUUCUCGGUGGAAGGCCAGCUCGAAUUCCGCGCGCUGCUCUUCGUGCCCAAGCGCGCGCCUUUCGACUUGUUCGAGAACCGUAAGCAGAAGAACAACAUUAAGCUGUACGUGCGCCGGGUCUUCAUCAUGGACAACUGCGAGGACCUCAUCCCGGAGUACCUGAACUUCGUCAAGGGCGUCGUCGACUCCGAGGACCUGCCGCUCAACAUUUCCCGGGAGAUGCUCCAACAGAACAAGAUCCUCAAGGUGAUCAGAAAGAACCUUGUCAAGAAAUGCCUCGAGCUCAUCGACAGCAUUGCCGAGGACCGGGACAUGUUCAAGAAGUUCUACGAACAAUUCAGCAAGAACAUGAAGCUUGGCAUCCAUGAGGACUCUCAGAACCGCAAGAAGCUGGCAGAGUUCCUUCGCUACUACACUUCCGCUUCUGGGGAUGAGAUGUGCUCUCUGAAGGAUUACACAUCGCGCAUGAAGGAGAACCAGAAGCACAUCUACUUCAUCACUGGCGAGUCCAAGGACCAGGUGGCCAACUCUGCCUUCGUUGAGCGGGUACGCGAGCGUGGCCUCGAGGUCAUCUACAUGAUCGAGCCCAUCGACGAAUACUGCGUGCAGCAGUUGAAGGAGUAUGACGGCAAGACUCUGGUCUCGGUCACCAAAGAAGGUCUCGAGCUGCCCGAGGACGAGGCAGAGAAGAAGCGCCAGGAAGAAAACAAAGCGAAGUUCGAGAACUUGUGCAAGGUCAUGAAGGACAUCCUGGACAAAAAGGUUGAGAAGGUGAUCGUGUCCAACCGGCUAGUAAAGUCUCCGUGCUGCAUCGUGACGUCUCAGUACGGCUGGACUGCCAACAUGGAGCGGAUCAUGAAGGCGCAGGCUCUGCGCGACUCCAGCACCAUGGGCUACAUGGCGGCCAAGAAGCACCUCGAGGUAAACCCCGACCACCCCGUCAUGGAGAACCUCCGUCAGAAGGCUGAUGCCGACCGCAACGACAAGGCGGUUAAGGACCUCGUCAUGCUACUUUUCGAAACUGCGCUGCUCUGCUCAGGCUUUGCACUCGAAGACCCUCAGCUUCACGCAGACCGCAUCUAUCGCAUGAUUAAGCUCGGCCUGGGAAUUGACGAGGAUGAAGUAGCUGGGGCUGGAGACAACACGUCGGCGGGACCCACUGUGGAUGAGAUGCCACCAUUGGAAGGCGAUGAUGAAGACGCAUCUCGCAUGGAGGAGGUUGACUGAGCUGGCCUUGCUUUGUGCCUCUUACUAGCUUUGUCACAUGUACAUAGCUCACACCGUCAUCUGUAUGUGUGUGCUUUUUUUUGUGUGUGUGUGAAAUAAAUUUCUUCCUUUUGUGCA